CUGUGCUGCCGCGCUCGCCUCACGCCGGCGGCGCUGAUCGGGGAAGCGGCACCCUCCGUUCUGCACGCGGGCCGGUGGAGGCGGAGGCAGCGGUGGCUUCAGGCCGCCGAGGCUGCCACCGCUCUGCCCAGCGGGAGCCGGAGCCCGGUGGAGGCGGGCGGUGAUGGAAGUGUGAAGAGGCAGCGGCGGGGCCCGGGGAAUGUGAGGCGGCGCGUGGCGGCGGCGCGGAGCGUGAGAGACGAGCAGAGGUGGGGGCGCUGGAGUGGCGGCUCUCCCACAGCUUCGAGCCCCGUUCCUCAGCCCUCAACGCGGCGUUAGCUUCCCGCCUCAGGUGGGGCGGGUGCCCGUCGACUCUUCAGCCCUUCCACCGCCGCCUCUCGGCCGCCCCGGAGCUGGGUGCCGGGGGAAGGCGUGGAGCUUGGCUCUCUGAUUCAUUCAUUCCCCACCGACGGGAGCUCCAGACCCGCUGUGCCCAGAAGAAAAGAGCGAAGAGGGGGCAGCCUCGAAUGAAGAGCUGGGCGCGAGCCGGGCUCCAUUGUGCUCGGCGGCGGGGGGCGGGAAGGGGCUGAGGGAGGUGGGAUCGGGCCCCCUCCCCCUGCUCCCCGGCGUGCGCUGCGCCCCCAGCCUGCUGCCUGCCUGGAAAUGGCUCCGUUUAUUCUCCUCGGGAGAAUGAAUCGAUCCUGCCCAGCCUUUUCUUCCUCCUCACCACCUUCUUUCUGCUCCGAAUCUUAGGAGGGGAAAAUUUAAAAGACAGAUUCCGAUGUGGAGUGCCGUGCACGUCGCGAGCUGCUGGGUUUGCACUUCCAGGAGAUUUUUCUAUAUAGUUUUUUCUAAUGUGAGCGCAGGGAAGCAGUGGCAUUACUGCUUUUAGGAUUUUUUAUUAAAGUGCACGUCGCGUUGGGUUGCACAGUACACCCCCAGGGACCUGGUGUGGUGGAGAAAUUUGAACCCACAGCCUUAGCACCGAAAAGGCCGAGUUACCAGGCUCUCCCUGAGUGUCGUGGAGGACAUGAGCGAAAUGACCAGCGAACUCAUUUUUUAUAGGACUCGGUGAAGCUGGUUUCUGCGUUUUCCUACAUGUACACUCAUUUUUGUGGAAUAGAGUUGACCGCGAUCUCCUCCACGCAGUAUUUUAACUCUUAAUAAGCAAAUGCCACCUCUGUUUGAACGUUUUGGUAUUGACGAGAGAAAUCAUUUUACCUAAGAGAACUAAUUGAAUUAUCGACAUCAUUGAAAUACCUCCGGAAAAGAAUCUCGGGGGGGAGGUGGAAAGCAACUGCGAAAUAGCAGACGGAGAAAUUCCUUUGGAAGUUAUUCCGUAGCAUAAGAGCAGAAACUUCAGAACAAGUUUUCAUUGGGCAAAAUGGGGGAACAACCUAUCUUCAGCACUCGAGCUCAUGUCUUCCAGAUUGACCCAAACACAAAGAAGAACUGGGUACCCACCAGCAAGCACGCAGUUACUGUGUCUUAUUUUUAUGACAGCACAAGAAAUGUGUAUAGGAUAAUCAGUUUAGAUGGCUCAAAGGCAAUAAUAAAUAGCACCAUCACUCCAAACAUGACAUUUACUAAAACAUCUCAGAAGUUUGGCCAGUGGGCCGAUAGCCGGGCAAACACUGUUUAUGGAUUGGGAUUCUCUUCUGAGCAUCAUCUUUCAAAAUUUGCAGAAAAGUUUCAGGAAUUUAAAGAAGCUGCUCGCCUGGCAAAGGAGAAAUCACAAGAGAAGAUGGAACUUACCAGUACACCUUCACAGGAAUCAGCAGGCGGGGAUCUUCAGUCUCCUUUAACACCCGAAAGUAUCAAUGGGACAGAUGAUGAAAGAACACCUGAUGUGACACAGAACUCAGAGCCAAGGGCUGAACCAACUCAGAAUGCAUUGCCAUUUUCACAUAGUUCAGCAAUCAGCAAACACUGGGAGGCUGAACUGGCUACACUCAAAGGAAAUAAUGCCAAACUCACUGCAGCCCUGUUGGAGUCCACUGCCAAUGUGAAACAAUGGAAACAGCAACUUGCUGCAUAUCAAGAGGAAGCAGAACGUCUGCACAAGCGAGUGACUGAGCUUGAAUGUGUUAGUAGCCAAGCAAAUGCAGUGCAUACCCAUAAGACAGAAUUAAACCAGACAAUACAAGAACUCGAAGAGACAUUGAAAGUAAAGGAAGAGGAAAUAGAAAGAUUAAAACAAGAAAUUGAUAAUGCCAGAGAACUACAAGAACAGAGGGACUCUCUGACUCAGAAACUACAGGAAGUAGAAAUUCGGAACAAAGAUCUGGAGGGACAGCUGUCUGACUUAGAGCAACGUCUGGAGAAGAGUCAGAACGAACAAGAAGCUUUUCGCAAUAACCUGAAGACACUGUUAGAAAUUCUGGAUGGAAAAAUAUUUGAACUAACAGAAUUACGAGAUAACUUGGCCAAGCUACUAGAAUGCAGCUAAGGAAAGUGAAAUUUCAGUGCCAUUGAUUAAAAGAUACACUGUCUCUCUUCAUAGAACUGUUUGGGCUCUGCAUCAAGAUUGCACAAAAAAAAAAAAAAAAAAAAUUUUGAAUAUAACUCCAGGAUGAGGAUCUUUUGAAAAUUGGAAUUGUAUAUUUCAGUGUAAAUUUUAGAAUUCAGCUUGUAGCUAGUUGGGAAAAAAAAAAAGAGAUGAAAAACUUGAACUACAAAUUACCUCCAUGUAUAUUAUUGGCCAUAGUUAACUAGAAAGUUAUAAAUAGACACUUAAUGCAAUUUUUUUUUUUCCAAUAUUAGCCAAUGGGAGAAUUAACAAUGUCUGGGUCACAUCCCCUUUUUGUGUUCAACACAGUGAAGGUUAUCUGCUUUUUAAAUUAAUUUAUUUAUGAUAUCUAGAGCUGUGUUUUGUGCAAAAACUUAGUGAUGAAAGCCCUGUCUUUUGUUGUAAUCUGAAUAAUUUCUCAGGAUAUUUUUGCACUGCUGAAAAGCAGUGCCAUUACCAAUUAAUUCUUGCCAGGAGUGAGAGAGCGCUGCAUCUUUAAUUGAAAGACACUAUAACUGGGUGUAUAGAGUUCUUCCCUUUUUUGUACUGGAAGAUUUUUCACUCUGGUGACUACUCUGGUACACUCUGGUGUUCUCUAAUCUUGUCCGUUGUAUAGUUUACUUUUCCAUAUUGACUCCAUGUAUUUAUGAGAAGAUAUUGUCUCCCAUUUUAUUAUACAUUUUAAAGCCAACUAACAAAGGCAGCUGAGUCCCUCAGAAAUUUUUGUUUUUAAAUUUCUAAUAAAUUUGACACACAGAACUGAAAUACAGCAGUCCGUCAUUGACGGUCUGGUCUAGCAAUGUUAAGUAUAUUUACAGAAAAUAUGCAGUUACAUUUAUUUAUAUAUUUUGCAAGAAAUCUUUUCUGAAAGAUCAACGCAUUUCAAUUUAUGAGUAAUGGUUAUUGGGAAACUGUUUAUUAUAGAUAAUUUUAAGGUGUAUAGCUAUUUUCAAGGGGAUCCAUUUACAUCAAACAGCCAAUCAGAGGACUGUAUCUAAAUUGUGAUCAUGGCAGAUGGAGAUGGAGUCAUGUAUCCUGGCUGGGUCUUCACAUCAACCACAUCUUUAUUCAAACCUCACAAGGCAAUAUUCUGAACUGUUAACUAGGCAUUUCAAAACAGGAAUUACAUCCAACAGGCUCUUUUCAGUGAGCAGGUUUUAAUGUUGUUUUGAUGUAAUUUUAAAAGACUUUUAGCAAACAUGCAUUUCUUUAUAUAUUUCUUUUAUGAGGAUAUUUUAAAAGUAAGCCAAGUUCUGUCUGGUCUGCUUAUGGAGUAGGAAUUGCAUCAGAGUACAUAUAUUCUUGCUGUACAAUGCCUGUCAUGUUGAGGAGGGUUCUUUUUUAAAGUGUAUGCUUGAGUAUUUGACUCUAAAGAGUCAAUAAAUGCACUGACUUUUUGUUUGUACCCCAAAUGAUUGAAUUGUCAAGUACAAAAUUAAGCUAAUUAAUCAAUUUGUAACCAUUUUUUCACUCAUGAAUAGCUACUCAACACUAGAUAAUUUUGUUUUAUAUCUAUGUGUAUGUAUAUAAAUACAUACAUAUUAAUUUAUAUUAGAGUGAAAAAUAAAUGAUUUGUUUCUAAAGUUAGUUUCUAAAGUGAGUUUUCAGGUGUUUCUGAAAAGUUUAUAUCAGACACUUAAUCAUCAUGUAUUAUAUGUGCUAUUAUAUCAUGUAAGUUACCUCCAGCUAUUUUAGGGUAUUUUCCUCACCUAUUUAUUAUAGGGAGAAUAAUUUAGGUACAUAUGCUCAGAGCUAAGAUAUUUCUCUGAUAAAUCAGGUAAUAAAAUUUAUUUGAUGGAUAGAAUUUUGAAGUCAAUGUGAUUUUAUCCAUGAGUUUCAAGUACAAAGAGCACCAGGUUUUAACUUAAAUAAGGGACUAAUACUAGGGAUCAGGGAAUUUAGUUAUGAAGAGUUAAAAAAAAAACUUUAAAAAAAAAAAAAACAGUGUAAGCUGUUGAAAUGGUAAGUGAAUUAUUUUAAUGAUGUAAUAAAAUAUUUUUAAAUUUUGA
Marmota flaviventris (yellow-bellied marmot) is the source of this 4497-nucleotide messenger RNA. RefSeq names its product homer scaffold protein 1 (gene Homer1). Gene Ontology annotation, biological process: G protein-coupled glutamate receptor signaling pathway. Gene Ontology annotation, molecular function: G protein-coupled glutamate receptor binding. NCBI's taxonomy places the organism in Eukaryota, Metazoa, Chordata, Mammalia, Rodentia, Sciuridae. The record is from RefSeq and is a predicted model, not a curated record.